GCCACAUAAGACAUCACAAACCCCCACAUCUAAAACCAAUUUCUAAGUCCAACACUCCCACAUCCACUUGCAUACUAUAGUGUCUGUCCAGGAAACUUUAAUCCCUUCAAGCUAGCAAAAAUGGCCUCUACUCAAUGCUUCUUGCACCACCAUGCUCUCACAACUCCAACCAGAACCUCAUCACAACGCCAAGUUGUGAGCAUCAAGCCAAACCAGAUUGUUUGCAGGGCACAGAAGCAGCAGGAUGUUGAAGAUGUCAGCCCUGUGUCUCGCAGAUUAGCUCUCACAUUGCUCAUUGGUGCUGCUGCUGUUGGCUCAAAGGUCUCACCUGCUGAUGCAGCUUAUGGGGAAGCUGCAAAUGUGUUUGGAAAGCCAAAGUCAAACACAGACUUCCUGCCAUACAAUGGUGAUGGAUUCAAACUAUCCAUUCCCGCAAAGUGGAACCCAAGCAAAGAGCGUGAGUUCCCAGGUCAGGUUCUUAGAUAUGAGGAUAAUUUCGAUGCAACAAGCAAUGUUUCUGUCAUAAUCACUGCAACUGAUAAGAAGUCCAUCACUGACUAUGGUUCACCAGAAGAGUUCCUAUCUAAGGUGGAUUAUUUGCUUGGUAAACAAGCCUUCUUUGGCCAAACUGAUUCUGAGGGUGGUUUUGAUACCAAUGCUGUAGCUGUAGCAAACAUCUUAGAGAGUUCAGCACCAGUGGUUGGUGGUAAACAGUACUACAAUGUGUCUGUGUUGACAAGGACUGCUGAUGGAGAUGAAGGUGGCAAGCACCAGAUAAUUACAGCAACUGUGAAUGAUGGAAAACUAUACAUUUGCAAAGCUCAAGCUGGGGAUAAGAGGUGGUUUAAGGGAGCAAGAAAAUUUGUGGAGAGCGCAGCAAGUUCAUUCAGUGUUGCCUAAGAACUUAGUUGAGGGUUAUAUAAAUCAUCUUUAAGGUGUGUGCAUUUCUUGAAUUGUACCUGUCACAUUUUGUCCCCAAGUUCUCAAAUAAUUGAUGUAUUUGGCUGGAGUAAA
Molecule: messenger RNA, 1014 nt
Organism: Lotus japonicus
Lineage: Eukaryota; Viridiplantae; Streptophyta; Magnoliopsida; Fabales; Fabaceae
Product: oxygen-evolving enhancer protein 2, chloroplastic
Exons: 4
Coding region: 121-900 (259 amino acids)
Biological process (GO): photosynthesis
Cellular component (GO): extrinsic component of membrane; photosystem II; photosystem II oxygen evolving complex
Molecular function (GO): calcium ion binding
Source: RefSeq, a predicted model, not a curated record